AUGAAAAUAGCUGGAAAACCUGAGAUUUCUAUUGUGUCACUUGUCAUCUUAAUUUCAUGUGUAAAAGAUGCCCAUGGUGUUAUGUCACAAUAUAAGUGGAUGUACUUUCAACCAUACGGAAGUACGGUGAAUCUCGAACCACUUUUUAACUACACGGAGUGUACUCGUCAAUCGCAGUGUUAUUGGAGAUUACCUGAUAAAUUUACUCGACUAGAUUAUCCAUUGAAUUCCAGUGUAACAUCGAAAUAUUCAAUUGCAUUGAAUGGGAUAUUAACUAUUAUUGAUAUUCAACCGAGUGAUAAUGGAAUUUAUCAUUUUUUUCAAUUGAACAACAGCGAAUGGAUUGUAUCGAAAUCGUUGUUAAAUCUGCACGGUGCACCAUUUGAAUCACUUUGGUUAGAGUAUUGGCCUAAUGUUGUCGGUGGCCUUGUUGCGAUGGCAGCUGUUUUUAUCAGCUUCGGUUUAAUUAUGUUCGCUAAUAAAUAUCGAUAUCGUUCACCGAAAACCGAAUCAACACGUCGUAUAUCUCAGCGACCGGGAACUGUAGCACCUCUUAAUCAGCCUGUUAUCAUCGAACAAGCUAAUCCAGUAUUUAUGCAUGAUGAUGAUGAAAAUGAUUUAAACACAACGCAAACUCGACGUCAAUCAACCAAUAGUAACGCGUCUGGUUUACGUGUUGCGCAAUUUUAG
This is a messenger RNA of Rotaria socialis, 690 nucleotides long. Lineage: Eukaryota; Metazoa; Rotifera; Eurotatoria; Philodinida; Philodinidae. The record is from the annotation of a GenBank genome assembly.